AUGCAGGUCACGUGGCCGUCUCGUCACGGCUCGUGCCUUUGCGGAAGUGCUUCUCUCUGUGAUGGUGGCAGAAGCAGCGGCCUCUCGACUCUGUCACUGCGGGAACAUGACGCCUCUCUGCGGGACGAUCCUCCACCCCAGCCGCCUGUAGCCCCCCGCUCACCUCCCCUGUCCACCCGGCCUCUGCCUCUCAGCUCCGCUUUGGACUUCCUCGCCGGGCCCGGUGCCUCCGGAGCCGCCAGCAGGGACCAGAAUGACUUCGUGGGGCAGAUCGUGGAGCUCGGGGACAUGAAGCUGAGGAUAAAGCGGGUGAUAGCAGAAGGGGGAUUCGCCUUUGUGUACGAGGCCCAAGACAUGAGCAGUGGAAAAGACUACGCCUUAAAGCGGCUGUUGUCUCACGAAGAGGAGAAGAGCAAAGAAAUCAUUCAAGAAGUCUGCUUCAUGAAAAAGCUGUCGGGUCAUCCCAACAUGGUGCAGUUCUGCUCGGCUGCGUCCAUCAGUAAAGAGGAGUCGGACACGGGUCAGGCCGAGUUCCUGAUCCUCACCGAGCUCUGUAAAGGUCAGCUGGUGGACUUCAUAAAGCGUGUGGAGCAGCGAGCGCCGCUGUCCUGUGACACGGUUCUGAAAACCUUCUACCAGUCGUGCCGCGCCGUGCAGCACAUGCACAAACAGAAGCCUCCGAUCAUCCACCGAGACCUGAAGAUCGAGAACCUGUUGAUCAGUAACCAGGGCACCAUCAAACUCUGCGACUUCGGCAGCUCCACCACCGUGUCCCACUACCCCGACUACAGCUGGUCGGCUCAGAAGAGGUCCAUGGUGGAGGACGAGAUCACCAGGAACACGACUCCGGCUUAUCGAACGCCAGAGAUGAUCGACCUCUACUCCAACUUCCCCAUCAACGAGAAGCAAGACAUCUGGGCUCUGGGAUGCAUCCUGUACCUGUUGUGUUUUAAGCAGCACCCGUUUGAAGACGGAGCCAAACUACAGAUCGUCAACGGCAAAUACAGCAUCCCCCAGAACGACGUCAAGUACACAGUUUACCACGAGCUCAUACGCUCGAUGCUGAAGGUGAAUCCAGAGGAGCGUCUGUCCAUCACAGAGUUGGUGAAUCAGCUUCAGGAAAUCGCUGCUGCUCGCAACGUCAACCCCAAGUCUCCCAUCACAGAGCUGCUGGAGCAAAACGGGGGAUUCGGGAACAAUGGAGCUCAGCCACCGGCACUGAUCCACAACGCACACAACAACGCAGGUACACGACGCACACAACAGCACAGGUACACGACGCACACAACAGCACAGGUACACGACGCACACAACAGCACAGAGGGAGACCGGGAGAGAGGGGAGACCGGGGAGACCGGGGAGACCGGAAAGACCGGGGAGAGACCGGGGGGAGACCGGGGGGAGACCGGGGAGAGACCGGGGGGAGACCGGGGGGAGACCGGGGAGAGAGGGGAGACCGGGGAGAGAGGGGAGACCGGAGAGAGGGGAGACCGGAGAGAGGGGAGACCGGAGAGAGGGGAGACCGGAGAGACCGGGGAGAGAGGGAGAGCGAAGGAGAGCAAAGGAGAGCAAGAGCAAAGGAGAGCAAGAGCAAAGGAGAGCAGAGCGAAGGAGCAGAGCGAAGGAGCAGAGCGAAGGAGCAGAGCGAAGGAGCAGAGCGAAGGAGCAGAGCGAAGGAGCAGAGCCAAGGAGCAGAGCGAAGGAGCAGAGCCAAGGAGCAGAGCGAAGGAGCAGAGCCAAGGAGCAGAGCGAAGGAGCAGAGCGAAGGAGCAGAGCGAAGGAGCAGAGCGAAGGAGCAGAGCGAAGGAGCAGAGCCAAGGAGCAGAGCGAAGGAGCAGAGCGAAGGAGCAGAGCCAAGGAGCAGAGCGAAGGAGCAGAGCCAAGGAGCAGAGCGAAGGAGCAGAGCGAAGGAGCAGAGCGAAGGAGCAGAGCGAAGGAGCAGAGCGAAGGAGCAGAGCGAAGGAGCAGAGCGAAGGAGCAGAGCGAAGGAGCAGAGCGAAGGAGCGAAGGAGAGGAGCAGAGCGAAGGAGCGAAGGAGAGGAGCAGAGCGAAGGAGCGAAGGAGAGGAGCAGAGCGAAGGAGAGGAGCAGAGCGACAGGCGUGUUCGACCCGGACCCGGCUGGGAGCGGUCUGAUGGAUAUCCUGAGGGGAGGGACCGAGCGCUUUCUCACCAACAUCAAGGACACGUCUUCCAAAGUGAUCCAGUCCGUUGCCAGCUACGCCAAAGGAGACUUGGAUAUUUCGUACAUUACCUCCAGAAUAGCAGUGAUGUCGUACCCGGCUGAGGGAGUGGAGUCAGCCAUAAAGAACAACAUAGAAGACGUGCGUUUGUUCCUGGACUCUCGACACGCCGGUCACUACGCCGUCUACAACCUCUCCAAGCGCUCCUACAGGCCCUCGCGCUUCCACAACCGGGUCUCUGAAUGUAACUGGCAGCUGCGACGAGCUCCGAACCUGCGCAGUCUGUUCAGCGUGUGUAAAAACAUGCACCUGUGGCUGAAGCAGGACCAAAGGAACAUCUGUAUCGUCCACUGUCUGGACGGCCGGGCGGCGUCUGCGGUGGCGGUCUGCUCCUUCCUCUGCUUCUGUCGUCUCUUCUCCACGGCUGAAGCUGCCGUCUACAUGUUCUCUAUGAAGCGAUGUCCUCCGGGAAUCGCACCCUCACACAAAAGGUACAUAGAGUACAUGUGUGACAUGAUGGCAGAGGAGCCCAUCGUGCCUCACUGUAAACCAAUCACCAUCCACUCCAUCGCCAUGACGCCCGUACCUCUGUUCAACAAACAACGCAACGGCUGCCGGCCCUUCUGUGAGGUGUAUGUGGGCGACGAGAGAGUGCUCACCACGUCGCAGGAGUACGACCGCAUGCAGGAUUUCAAAAUGGAGGACGGCAAAGCAGAGAUCCCUCUGAACGUGACGGUCCAGGGCGACGUGCUGGUGGUCAUCUAUCACGCUCGAUCCACUCUGGGAGGGCGUCUCCAGGCCAAGAUGGCUUCCAUGAAGAUGUUCCAGGUCCAGUUCCACACAGGAUUUGUUCCAAGAAACGCGACCACAGUGAAGUUUGCAAAGUACGACCUGGAUGCGUGUGACAUCCAGGAGAAGUACCCAGACUUGUUCCAGAUCAACCUGAACAUAGAAGUAGAACCCAGAGAUCGACCCUCGGCCAAGACGCCGCCGUGGGAGGGCAUCCAGACCAAGGGCCUCAAUCCCAAGAUCCUCUUCUCCUCCCGCGACGAGCAGCAGGAGAUCCUGAGCAAGUUUGGUAAACCAGAGCUCCCCCGUCAGCCCGGGUCCUCUGUGUUCUACGAGUCCGAGUCUCCGCAGCCGGCUCAGACUCCAGACAGCGCCAACGCCACAGACGCAGAGUCUCCCGCCGACUCCAACGCCAACAACUUCUUCCAGACGCUGGACUGGGAAGACACUUCUGGAGCUCGGGAUGAGGGACAGAGCGGAUCCUUCAACGACCAGGACACUCUGAGCGACCAGUCGGACGGAGAGUCUGUGUCCUACUCUGCCCCCAGCGCGGAGCCUCUGUCCCGGGACACCAGCGAACCACUGUUCGAUGCAGACUUCCAGACCCCUCCUCCCUCUGCUCCGGAGCCGGCCGCAGACACGGCCGACCUCCUGGGCUUAAACUCGGACUCUCGAGCAGCAGAAAUACAAACCGGCCUCAAGUCCGCCUCCAGCAACAGCGACCUGCUCAACGACAUCUUUGCUCCCCCUGCUGGACACUCGGCAGCGGUGCAGGAAGACUUGUUCUUCAGUGGACCCUCCCCAGACCCCAAACCUGUAGACGACCUGUUCGAUCCAUUUGGUGUCGCUGGCUCCGGCUCGGUCUCCUCUCAACAGGAUUCUGGUCCGGACCUGUUUGAAAACUUUCUGGGUCCUGAGAGUUCUGCUCCAGCUUCUAACUCCAGCCUCUUCAACCUCAACAAACUUGUGAACGACGGCCCGAAGAUGACGUCGUCCGCCAGUCAGCCCGACCUGCUGGGAGGCUGGGAGAGCUGGGCCACCACCGGGUCCAGUGUCAGCUCCACCAGCAAACCCGGCUACACCAACACAGCUCCUGGGGCCACAUCCAUGUCCAAGGCCAAGUCUCAGACAUUUGAUCCUUUUGCUGAUCUGGGAAACUUGGCCUCCAACAUUCCUGGUUCCUCCAGCAGCAGCACUAGUUUCUCUGGAUCCUCUUUCAACCCCAAAUCUGCACCUUCUUCAUCUAAAGCCCAGAACCAGGCCUGGAACUCGGGCAGAGCUCAGAGCAAAGCCUGGAUGCCUUCAGCCGGGUCUGGGUCUGGGUCUGGUUCUGGGUCUGGGUCUGUCCCCAAGCCCCCGCCAGCACCUCAGGCCUCCAAACCCAACUACAACCUCAACUUCUCCAGUGUGAUCGGAGGCAGAGAGGACCGGGGGCUGCGCGGACACAACUUUGGUUCCAAGCCCAAAGUGAAGGAGGAUGACUUUGAGGACUUGCUUUCCACUCAGGGUUUUGCUUCUAAACUUGAUAAAAAAGGCCCCAGGACCAUCGCCGAGAUGCGGAGGCAGGAGAUGACGAAAGAGAUCGACCCACUCAAACUACAGAUCCUGGACUGGAUCGAGGGGAAGGAGAGGAACAUCCGUGCUCUUCUGUCCACGCUGCACACGGUGCUGUGGGAGGGAGAGACUCGCUGGAAGGUCGUGGGGAUGGCCGACCUGGUGACUCCCGACCAGGUCAAGAAGCUCUACAGGAGAGCUGCUCUGGUGGUGCAUCCCGACAAGGCGACUGGGCAGCCGUACGAACACUACGCUAAGAUGAUCUUCAUGGAGCUGAACGACGCCUGGUCAGAGUUUGAAAACCAAGGAUCCAAAGCCCUGUUUUGA
Molecule: messenger RNA, 4851 nt
Organism: Knipowitschia caucasica
Lineage: Eukaryota; Metazoa; Chordata; Actinopteri; Gobiiformes; Gobiidae
Source: the annotation of a GenBank genome assembly